AUGAAGGCCCUUCUGAUCUUUGUGGUGGCUGGGAGCUUCUUCAUCCAGCUGACUGGUUCACUGAAGUGUUACACCUGCAACACCCAGGUCAACAACAACAACUGCAAAGGACAACAAAACUGUGAUGGAAUUGGACAAGUAUGCAAAACAGAUGUCAUUGGUGUCGUGGGCCUUUUCAACGUCAUCUCGAAAGAAUGCACCGCGUCCUGUGAUCCUUACUUCAGCGACUUCAAGGUGGGAAGGAGGAAUGUUUCCUGCUGCACCAGCGACCUCUGCAACGUCAACGGGGCCUCCGGCUUCAGGAUGGGUUACGUCCAAGUGGCCUUGGCUCUUUUCGCCAGCCUUGCCUGCAUCCUUCUCAGAAGCAGGCUCUGA
Molecule: messenger RNA, 375 nt
Organism: Zootoca vivipara (common lizard)
Lineage: Eukaryota; Metazoa; Chordata; Lepidosauria; Squamata; Lacertidae
Product: prostate stem cell antigen
Cellular component (GO): plasma membrane
Source: RefSeq, a predicted model, not a curated record